GACUUUAUGAAUAAUGCUAUCAAAAACUCUCUUGACAAUAACAUUCCAAAGCAAAAGUGCAUGACACCCACCUGUAACAUAGAUCCUCUCAAGCAUUACUCCAAUGCCAUAAGAGUCACCAAGAGAGCAAUUAAUACAUCAAAAAACAAUAACAGGGAAGAUGUCUUCUUAAGACUUCCAGUUAUCGCCUCAUCAGCUUUACGAAAAAUUACCAGUAAUUAUUUUUGCACUAAAGACCUGUAA
Acaulospora colombiana is the source of this 243-nucleotide messenger RNA. Lineage: Eukaryota; Fungi; Glomeromycota; Glomeromycetes; Diversisporales; Acaulosporaceae. The record is from the annotation of a GenBank genome assembly.